Suillus clintonianus is the source of this 837-nucleotide messenger RNA. RefSeq names its product flavin reductase like domain-containing protein. The record is from RefSeq and is a predicted model, not a curated record. Gene Ontology annotation, molecular function: riboflavin reductase (NADPH) activity; FMN binding. Bases 1 to 837 code for a protein of 278 amino acids. The transcript is spliced from 2 exons. Lineage: Eukaryota; Fungi; Basidiomycota; Agaricomycetes; Boletales; Suillaceae.
AUGCAUUAUAACGUUCAAGUCGAAAAUCAAAAAGUGAUACUUGUCAACGAUUGUAUUGGUCAGCAAUUCCCAACCAUUAAUUUUGAACGCGCAACCCAUAAUUUGAACCACAUCCUACUCCGAAGCUAUAGCUCUGCGCCGUCUGCACAAGCAAGGCUCGUCAAACAGUCUCUGCGCAAGCUUCUCCGAGAGACAGCCCAGCCUGUGGCGGUUGUCACGUCGACCCUACCAGACCAUGAAACACCACGAAGUGAUUCGUCCGUGCAAGAAGCACCGUCGAUAUUUCAUGGCGCUACAUUGUCGUCCUUCACGUCCAUCGCACUUGAUCCGCAUCCGCUCGUCGCGUUCUCCCUCCGCGUCCCAUCCCGGAUGGCUCUGGCUCUGAAUGCCCACGCAGCAAAGCCCCAGAUGCAAAUGUCGUCUCAUAUGGUCAUCAAUAUCCUUUCUGCUGCGCAACCUCAUAUUGCACGACUGUUCUCCAAUCCAAACAUGCACCCCUUCCCGUUCGCAGAAUCGGAGGUGCAGUGGACGCGGUCUGCAGAUGGUCUCCCGGUUAUUAAAGGUGCUUUAGGCGCGCUUUCUUGCACUGUGGUCGGUCGGUCGUUGCCCUUGAGUGAUACGCGGUGGUUGCAUUUGAACAUGGAGGAGUGGGAAACGGAGGUGCAGCAAGUAGAGGGUGGUACUGGGUUGGCUUCGGAGUUAUUCAUUGCACGAGUUUUGAGAGUGGAGGACGUCCAAGAGCCAGAGGGUCAACUCGGGAAUGACAUAUUACGGACGUUGCCUUUAAUCUACCACCAAAGAACCUACACAACCGUGGACAGAAUACCAGAUCCAUGA